Molecule: messenger RNA, 1599 nt
Organism: Durusdinium trenchii
Lineage: Eukaryota; Dinophyceae; Suessiales; Symbiodiniaceae
Source: the annotation of a GenBank genome assembly
AUGGUCCCUGCGGUGCUGCGGGAAGAUCCCGCCUCGCGGCCCUUCUUCUGUGGUCGCUGGCCCGGACGUCGCAACGACUAUGAGGGGGAGGACACGGCCUUUGGAGUUUGUAGAAUUGAUUGCGAGCUCACCGCACUGGGCCGCCCAGCAGAGCCACCCUUGGCCGAGCCCGCCAUGGUGUCGCUCUGGCAUGCGGGAUCUCAAGAGCUGUUAGCCUCAGCCAUGGUGGGUCCAGCCUCCCGAGUGGAUGGCUUCUAUGCAUGGGAGCCAUUGAUGGAGCCCAUCAUUUUAAGGGAGGGCCAGGAAUACAGACUUUCGCAGAGAUGUCGGGCGAACAUGCCCGACCGAUGGUCGGACGAGCUCACCAACGGCGAGGAGAUGGCGGGGAAGUCCUGGGCGUCGCUGGCACGUUUCCUCGGCGGCGUGUGCCGAAGCUUGGAGGCAUCCAUCGCCGAACGCUUCCCCAACCGUUUGGAUGGAGAGCUUCGAAGACCCGGCAUCGUGAACUUCAAGGCGCUCCCGAGACCGAUGCCGGAGCCCGCGCUGGACACGGUCGACCGGGAAGACUUUGCAAAGGCCUUGGCUGUUGGACUGGCGGCAUUGCCACCGAAGUCGCUGGAAGUCGCUCAGGACGAGUUGGAGAUUCGCUUGGCCGCGCUCGCCGGGCUGCUGACCCUUUUCGUGGACGAGCUCAAUGGGGCGACGGCCAUGGCGUUGCUGGCACAUGAGGAUGAGCUUGAAAUCAUUGCUUCCAGUGCGGCUGCUUUUAGCCCCACAGGAACCUUGGAGUUGGCUGGAAGCUCUGUCUUUGAGAGCAAGGCCUUGUGCCAGGAGAUGUCCCUGGCAGCGAGGCGAAGUGGGAUGCUGGAUGCUGGACUGCUCUUGGUCUCCUUCACGGGAGAGGUCCUGGGCCUGGUGCUGAGGCCCCGCAGCCAGGGCUCCGACCCGGAGUCGCCCAUGGUCUUCGAUGUGGGGCGCCCGCUGCAGCCCUGGGAGUUGGCCAAGCAGUUGCCGGAGGGUCUGGCCUUUGCCAAGCGCAUGGGUGGGGAGGUCCUCGCGUAUGAUGUGACGCAAUUGCGGAAAGGUCGGGGUGGAGGACCUGAUCAAGUCCGAUCCUUUCAAUUUCGGAUGAUCGAGUUGCAGGACGCUUUUUUUUCACACCAACAUUGGAUGCUCGGUCAGUUUGCGCGCCUCAUUGGCAGCCUUUCUGUGACACUCACUGAUGUCCCCGAAGAUUCGCGCGUCCAACGAGCUUGCCCCGCGGCCUCGCAGGAGCUCUUCACCGACCCGGAGCGGAGCUCGUUCUCGGUGGUGACGAUUCCCACGACCUUGGCGCUGGAAGAAACCAAACGUCUCCUUCAGCAGCUGGAGGAGCAAGACAUCCGUUGUGGCCUGGUGAUUGCGAAUCGCAUCCUGGACAUGGAGCAGGUUGGUCAACGAGCAGCUAGCCAGCAGAAAACCCAGCAGGUGGCGCUGGAGGCACUGGAAGCUCUUGCCAAACGAGAAGGGAUGGAGGUGAUCCGAGUGCCUUACCUGGACCGUGAAGUCCAGGGGAUUUAUGGUUUGCAGUAUUUAGGCAAGAGCCUGGUGGACGCCUGA